Messenger RNA from Oncorhynchus masou masou (cherry salmon), 8161 nucleotides. Its product is annotated as potassium voltage-gated channel subfamily KQT member 5-like. Gene Ontology annotation, cellular component: voltage-gated potassium channel complex; membrane. The transcript is spliced from 16 exons. The record is from RefSeq and is a predicted model, not a curated record. Gene Ontology annotation, molecular function: voltage-gated potassium channel activity. The coding region runs from base 203 to 3472 and encodes 1089 amino acids. Lineage: Eukaryota; Metazoa; Chordata; Actinopteri; Salmoniformes; Salmonidae. Gene Ontology annotation, biological process: potassium ion transmembrane transport.
CUCGCCAAAUUUCUGUCCGGGAGUCGUUGACACUCCUUCAUAACCCUGCUCUUUCGCGCAGAUGGCCAAAGCGCCGUGGGCACAGAAGUCUCCAAACCCCAGAAUUCUACUUACCGCACCGAACCCCAGUAGACAGACCACCGAGAUAGAGGAUGAGACCAUAAAAUAGCCUAGUGUUAAUUGUAGUUAUUUCAAUGAAUUCAUGAAUAUAGCCGUAUGGUUUUCUUUCCUACACCUUUGUGCAAACUCAUCUACACUCUAUGUGCACGUCCCCGGUACCAGCUGCACAUCCCCAGCCGGCGUUGGUGAUGCCAUGCCCCGCAACCACAGUGGCGAUGAGGCCGGUACUGGGCUCUGGAUGAAUACCUCCCCAGGGCGUCGGGCUCAGGACUACGGGUUGAAAGAUGUGGAGUCUGGACGGAGGAUGAUGAACAACGCGGUUCGAGUCGGAGACAGGAUGCUUUCGCUGGGCCCUGCAGGUGCAGACGGCGCGGAGAGGCAAAAGGGCGCCCGGAUGAGUUUGCUCGGGAAGCCGCUCAUCUACAGCGCGCAGAGCGGGCGCAGGAAUGUGCGCUACCGGCGUCUGCAGAAUUACCUCUACAAUGUGCUGGAGAGACCCAGGGCAUGGGCGUUCAUCUACCAUGCCUUCGUGUUCAUCUUGGUGUUUGGCUGUCUGGUCCUGUCAGUGUUCUCCACAAUCCCUGCCCAUCAAGACCUGUCCAACCACUGUCUGCUCAUCCUGGAGUUUGUGAUGAUCGUGGUGUUUGGGCUGGAGUACAUCAUCAGGAUAUGGAGCGCAGGCUGCUGCUGUCGCUACAGGGGAUGGCAGGGACGCCUCCGCUUUGCCAGGAAACCCUUCUGUGUCAUAGACAUAAUUGUCCUCAUAGCUUCCAUUGCUGUGGUGUCCGCUGGUAGCCAAGGUAACAUAUUUGCCACCUCAGCAUUGCGUAGCCUUCGCUUCCUGCAGAUCCUGCGGAUGGUGCGUAUGGACCGCAGAGGGGGCACUUGGAAACUACUGGGAUCUGUAGUCUAUGCACACAGUAAGGAGUUGGUGACAGCCUGGUACAUUGGGUUCCUGGUGCUCAUCUUCUCUUCGUUCCUGGUCUACCUCGUGGAGAAGGAGUUCAAUAAAGACUUUGCCACCUAUGCCGAUGCUCUGUGGUGGGGCACAAUCACCCUGACAACUAUCGGUUAUGGAGACAAGACUCCUCAGACAUGGACAGGUCGUCUGAUCUCAGCUGGCUUUGCUCUGAUGGGAAUCUCCUUCUUCGCCCUGCCUGCCGGUAUCCUGGGCUCAGGUUUUGCCCUGAAGGUACAGGAACAGCACAGACAAAAACACUUUGAGAAGAGGAGGAACCCAGCAGCCAGCCUCAUCCAGUGUGUCUGGCGUAGUUAUGCUGCUGAUGAGAACUCGGUUUCCAUAGCUACCUGGAAGCCUCAUUUGAAGGCGUUGCAUACCUGCAGUCCUGCAAAGAAAGAACAGGGCGAGACAACUAGCAGUACAAAGUUGAGCUUUAAGGAGCGGGUACGGAUGGCAAGCCCUCGCGGCCAGAGCAUGAAGAGCCGCCAGACAUCCAUCAACAAUGACCGACGCUGUUCCCCAGGCAACGAUGUGGCGGGCGCUAACACGGGAACCAGCCCUGCUAAGGUGCAGAAGAGCUGGAGCUUCAACGACCGCACACGCUUUAGACCCUCCCUGCGCCUCAAGAGUCAAUCACGCACCGCGCCCUCCGAGGUGGACACAGGAAUGGGGAAUGAUGACGUAUUCGGCGACAGAGUUUGCCACUGUGAUGUCACCGUGGAAGACCUAUCAGCUCCAUUGAAGUCUGUCAUCAGAGCCGUCAGGAUCAUGAAGUUUCAUGUGGCAAAGAAGAAGUUUAAGGAGACUCUGCGCCCCUAUGAUGUGAAAGAUGUGAUAGAACAGUACUCUGCAGGACACCUGGAUAUGCUCUGCAGAAUCAAGAGUCUACAGACUAGGCUGGACACCAUAGUGGGUCCUCCUCAGCAGCAGCUGCUGAGCCCCAGAGUCAAGACAUUUUCCUCCCCCUCCCUGCACUUAUAUUACAACCAGGCCAGGAGGAAGUCCAUGCCAGGGACGAAGUCUGUCCCAGGACUGGCCACUGGACUGGGUCCCACACUGGGCAGCAAACCUGGGAACAUGUCCUCCCCCUCCCUGCAAUUAUAUUACAGCCAGGCCAGGAGGAAGUCCACCCCAGGGAUGAAGUCCCCAGGGGUGGAUCAGAUCCUGGGUAAGGGCCAAAUCCCCAUCGACAAGAAGAUCAGGGACAAGCUGCACCCUGACAGGGAUAACCUGGAGGACAUGAGCAUGCUGGGACGUGUGUGUAAGGUAGAAAGACAGGUGACGUCCAUAGAGUCAAAGCUGGACUCUCUGCUGGAUGUGUACAGGCAGGUGUUACAAAAUGGUUCGUCUGCCCUCACCCUCUCCUCCCUGCCCCUGUUCGAGCUGGAGCACCAGACCUCCGACUACCGAAGCUCCAUCCUCAGCAAGGACCUGUCCUCUGACUCCCCCCAGGGAGGGGAGGGCAGAGGAGGGCAUGAAAGUGGUGGGGGGAUGUCCCGGUCAACAACAGGACAUCUCUCCAGGGGCCUCCAGCUCAUCCUGGCCCCCAGCGAGCUCACCCUCAACACCUGCCCCCCGUCCUACCCUGCCUCCACUGCAUCCCUCACGCCCUCGCCUCUCCUGCCGCCUGACAGCCCCUACCCGCUCCUCACCACACCCAGUAGUUUCCCCAGGCGAGCGCACUUCCCUGACCUCCCGCCCCCUCCACCAUCCGCUGGUGCUGCCACCCUUCAGCUGCCCCCUAUGGGCCCCCAGCAAAGACGUCCCCUCAGCCCCACCCAAGAUGCUACACGAGGGGGUAGGCAGGAGCAGAGCUCAGGCCUCUCUAUGGUGGUAGGCUCCGGGGUGGACCAUGGAGAGGAGGGGGACAGAGAGGGUGGACAUAGCUGGGGCAGGGUGCAGCUGAGGGGGAAGCCCCAUUUGAGGGAGGAGGGCCCCUGGAGGAGGCACAUGAGCCUGGAGGUGGACCCCAUGCUGCUGCUUUCCUCUGGAUGUGAUGGCAAGCCCUCGGAGCAGGAACAGGGGCUGGGGAAGUCCCUGUCGGCACAUAACCUCACCCAGCCAUCUGCAGACAACCUUCCUAACCUGUCCUCCCCCCUCGGCAACAGUAGAAGUUCUAGUGACGACUUCCAUGGCGACCCCGACGCUAGCAACUGGGGGGAGACAGACCUUUUCAUCACCGGCCGUGACCUGGAACCGCAGGAGGACCAGUUUGAUUUCCUGUCCCAGGGGAGUGACUUCCUGUCCCAUCCCACAGCGGACGGUACUGGCUGCUUGGACGUUCUGCGGACUGAAGAUGGGGGGUCCUUAAGCAGUCUGACUGGUCCCCGCACCCACACAACGGGCAGUGCAGAGUCCCUCAACCAGCCUACCCACGUACGACUAAAAUAACUCUUCCAUAGGAGUGAAUAAGAUAAACCCUCCCCCCAACACAUACAUUACCAAUAUUACCACUGGACAAACAACAAAUAUAAUUGCAACUGUUGAUUAUAACCCUGUUUUUAAGAGAUGGGGGGGGGGGUUCUCACUCCUUUCAAUCAAAGAUUUCAGGCACCCUUUAUACUCUCAUACAUAUCAUUGCAUGGACUAUUUCGAAUUUCCUAAAACAGGAACAAGCAGAGAAACUAACAGGGGGAGGGGAGAUAGGGGAGGAAGAUUGGACAAAAGAGAGGAUGGUCAGAUAGUGUUAAUGUUUGCUCUCUCGGCUAUGCAUGACAACUGCAUGUCUAAACCGCACUUUGGGGUCGAGAGCAUUCAAGCCCUGGAAACACAGUCAUGAUGGCUGAGCCUAACCUCAUAAGUCCACAUUUCACCUGUUUAUCUGCAUGUUCCAGUAAUGUAUCCUCCAAACCCUUUUGGAGGCAAUUAUGAGCAGUCAGCAAUUAUUACCCAAAUAUAGAAAAUGUCGUAAAUAGAUAAUACAAUAACUAAUUUGAUAAUAACAUAAGAUAAUCCUACUGAUGUAAAGUUGUCAAAACAUUUUUUUUAAAUACAUUUUACAAUCUUGUGUGGCCAUUUGAUUUUGAUGACAAAUCCAAUAUGCUGAUUGGGUGCUCUAAUCUGACAAGGCCAGUAGGAUUCAGUAUUUUCACUUUUAAAGGCAUUUGAGUGAAAGACAAACCGCAGCCAAAUAAGAUCAGUUAUUACUAUGAUACUGUAGAUGGUGAAACAAGGCCGUGGAACACUGCAGUUGUCGGUCACAAUAAACACUACAGAAUUCAGGGUUCCUUGUCGUACAGCUCAUGAGCCCACAGUAUUCCCUUCUGUUACUAGCUGGUUGACAGGGGACACUUCAAACUUUUAAAAUAAAUACAGUAUAUCUCCUCAAAGUGGAUGAACAUUAGUCUAUGACAGGUUGGGGACAUCUCUACAAAUGGUUAGCCAGCCUACACUUUGUCAGUAGCUAUAAUGAUCAGAACUUGUUACAGACUUGCCAAGGUACAGAUGAGCGGUGUGAGAGUAAGUCAGAGGAGUUGGAUCCUAAAUACAGGGAGAGAGGACCUGAUCCAUCAUGUUUUAGUCCCCUUAAAGUGGUGGUAUGUGAGCCUACAAGCCUGGCACUUCCAAUAGAGCACACAGGUUCUUUUGUCUAGAGAAGGCCACUGGUCUUAUGUGUCUACUGUCCAACCAAUGUCAUCCCUAAUGAUGCUGUCCAUAGAGAUACACAGACAGGAAAGUAAUGAACAAGCCAUGUUGUAAGUGGAUGGAGAAUAUGGCAACAAGUCUGCUGUCAACGAGCUCAACUUCUGAAUGUGAUUUGUCUGUUGUUUGCAUGUCCCACUGCCUUACGAGGCAGCAGCACUGCUGACUGCCACUCAGCCUAAACACAGACGACGGCUCUUGAAUGAGAAUAUGCACCAACUGUGUUAGACAUCUUUAUUUUCUCUAAUGUUGCACCUUUUUGUCGUUGAAGGAGAGAGGCACAGCAGUCUUUUAUAUGUAUUCUGUCGAGUUAACGAUGACAGCUUCCAUUCAACAUGUUUGUUUAUGUUUUUAUUUUGUUUUUUUUGAUUGGUGCAUAGGUGCAUUGGCUUAGCUGAUUAGCAAUUAUACUGUAUAAUGUGUAUAUUUUAUGUUCAUAUGUGUGACGUGACCAGCAAAAUCUAUAUAGCUGUGUGUUACAAUGGGAUUUUGUAUGAAAAUGGCCCGAGUUGGUACGAUAAAUGCACAACUGAAAGCACAAUUGUUUGGAGACGUUGGAACCUGCAUAUGUGACUGGUGGUGUUAUUCUCUGUAAUGAAAUGUUUUCCAGAUACAUAAUCAAAAAACUGCGCUACAGACAGGAAGUACUUGUACAGAGGACAGAUGCAUUGGCGGCAGGGCUGAAUAUUGAAUCCACUUGGAUAACUAUGGAGUUAUGAACUCUUUCAUAAUAUCAUGCUUGGUCUAAAGUCUGAAGUUAUUAUAACGUUUACUUCACUGACAUUAAUGGUUCAUUCCCAUCAGUUGAUUCUGGAAAUGGUCGUUCCAUGUGAUUUCAAUCACUUUCUGACUGCACCCCUUUUGAUUUGAACGAAACCUUCCGUACAUGUUUGUCCAUGUGAGAAGUGGUCAGAAAGGGACUGAAUGCCAAAGCAUUCAGGAUCUAGAGAUGCUCAAAGUUGACACAUUUUGCAUACCCUGUCCUACCAUGAGGCAUCCAUGUCUUCAUCACUGAAUAAGAUAAACGGUUGAGUUUGACAUCAUUUGAAAGCUUACAAACAGGGUUAUACAACUGUUAUAUGAUUUAUUGAAAGAAAGCAUUUAAAAUAAUAAUGAUGUCCUUUUUUUAAGCUUUAACAUAAAACACAUAUGGGAUCAUGUAGUAACCAAAAAAGUGUUUAACAAAUCAAAAUAUAUUUUACAUUUGACAUUCUUCAAAGUAGCCUCCCUUUGCCUUGAUGACAGCUUUGCACACUAUUGGCAUUCUCUCAACCAGCUUCAUCUGGAAUGCUUUUCCAACAGUCUUGAAGGAGUUCCCACAUAUGCUGAGCACUUGUUGGCUGCUGUUCUUUCACUCUGUGGUCAAACUCAUCCCAAACCAUCUCAACUGGGUUGAGGUUGGGUGAUUGUGGUGGCCAGGUUAUCUGAUGCAGCACUCCAUCACUCACCUUCUUGGUCAAAUAUCCCUUACACAGCCUGGAGAUGUGUAUUGAGUCAUUGUCAUGUUGAAAAAUAAACGAUAGUCCCACUAAGAGCAAACCAGAUGGGGUGGAAAAUUGCGGCAGAGUGUUGUGGUAGCCAUGCUCAUUAAGUGUGCCUUAAAUUCUAAUUAAAUCACAGACAGUGUCAUCAACAAAGAACCACCACACCAUCAAACCUUCUCCUCCAUGCUUCACAGUGGGAACGAUCUGUUCAUCUACUCUGCGUCUCACAAUGACAUGGUGGUUAGAACCAAAACAAUCUCUAUUUGGAGUCAUCACACCAAAAGGACAGAUUUCCACCGGUCUAAUGUCCAUUUAUUUUGUUUCUUGACCCAAGCAAGUCUCUUCUUAUUAUUGGUGUCCUUUAGUAGUGGUUUCUUUGAAGCAAUUCAACCAUGAAGGCCUGAUUCACGCAGUCUCCUCUGAACAGUUGAUGUUGAACAGUCUGUUACUUGAACUCUGUGAAGCAUUUAUUUGGGCGGCCAUUUCUGAGGCUGGUAACUCUAAUGAACUUAUCCUCUGCAGCAAACGUCACUCUGGGGCUUCCGUUCCUGUGCCGGUCCUCUGAGAGCCAGUUUCAUCAUAGCGCUUGAUGGUUUUUGCAACUGCACUUGAAGAAACUUUUAAAGUUCUUGAAAUGUUCCGGAUUGACUGACAUUCAUGUCUUAAAGUAACAAUGGACUGUCAUUUCUCUUUGUUUAUUUGAAUUGUUCUUGCCAUAAUAUGGACUUGGUCUUUUACCAAAUAUACUUUCCCAUUCAAGUUGACUUUCAACAAUGGGUGGACAAUCAGCCAUCUUUCUGGUAGUAAUUAGAAGUUCAAGUUUCAAUUCAAAUGUCAAUGGUGUACAACCUACUGUACAUUUCAUGGGUCUGAAAGGAUAGGUCCAUUCUAUUAGUUAUAUAUCUAUGAUUAAAUAAACACCCACCCUGUAUUCAAUAGUAUGUUAUGUCUCAAUCGAUGACUGGCACAACCCAAACACUUCAGAUGAUGUAAAAUAGGGUCUAAACUUCAACACUUGUAAAAAUGAGAAAAAUCAGAGUUUGUGUUUUUAGAUCAUAGACAUUAAAGCUUAAAUAACAUCAUUGUUUAAUUAAAACAAAUGUUCAAUAAAUCAUAGAAUAGUUUGACAACCCUGUUUGUAAGCUUUCAAAUUUGAUUAAACUCAGCCAUUUUAUCUUUUUGAGAGAUCAAGACAUGGCAGGAUGGGGUAUGCAAAAUGGAUCAACUUUGAGUACCUCCUGAAUGUUUUGGCAUUCAGGUCCAAAAAGUCACUUUCUGACCACUUCCACCAUGGGCAAACAUGAAAGUUCAAAUCAAAAAGUGUGCAGUUCAAAUCUAAAGGGGUGCAGUCAGAAAAUGACUUAAAUCAUGGGGGCGACAGGGUAGCCUAGUGGUUUGAGUGUUAGACUAGUAACUGGAAGGGUUGCAAGUUCAAAUCCCCAAGCUGACAAGGUACACAUCUGUCAUUCUGCCCCUGAACAGGCAGUUAACCCACUGUUCCUAGGCUGACAUUGAAAAUAAGAAUUUGUUCUUAACUGACUUGCCUAGUUAAAUAAAGGUAAAUAUAUAUAUAUAUAUAUGGAACAACCCAAAAGCUUAACGGUGCCUUUUUUAGCAUUUAUAUAUGAUGAUAUCUAUUUUUUUUCUCUACUGGGCUGCAUAUGUUGCUACAGUGCCUAACUAGAAGAACUCAUGCAGAUGUAAGCCCAGUUUCUGAAACUAGGAUAACACACACGUUCAAAGUCUGCAAAUCUACUACAGUACAUUUUCCCUACCACUCGUACAGUGAAUUUAUUACACAAAACUGGCCUUAAAAUACAUGCUUGAUAAUGUUAACAUUCUGAUUUCUUUCAAAUAAAUGUAUUAAAAUGCACAUAACAGAGAUGACAGUCUCUGUGGAUGAGAAAUGCUAAAUGAAUUAUAAUAUCAUAUGUAAAUAAACUACAAACAUGAA